Molecule: messenger RNA, 4485 nt
Organism: Mauremys reevesii (Reeves's turtle)
Lineage: Eukaryota; Metazoa; Chordata; Testudines; Geoemydidae
Gene: SEZ6L2
Product: seizure related 6 homolog like 2
Exons: 18
Coding region: 106-2940 (944 amino acids)
Biological process (GO): synapse maturation
Cellular component (GO): neuronal cell body; endoplasmic reticulum
Source: RefSeq, a predicted model, not a curated record
CAGGUGCCUCCUGCGCGCCCGGUGCCCCCGCCUCGAAGCGCAGCCCUGCUCCCCCGCCGGGGAGAAAGCGCCAGAAAAGGGGUUCGCAGGUCGGAGGGACCCGCCAUGGGCAGCUCCGGCCCGGCCGCCUCCUGCCUCCUGCUGCUGCUAGUGGGCUCGGCGCCCCCGCUGCGAGGGCUGCCGCUGAAGGAUGUGUCGCCCGUGAUCCCCUCCCCACAGCUGGAAGUCUCCUUGCCGGGGGUCCAGGCCAGCGGCUCAGCCCUGGGGGGCUCCGCGCCUCCCCCUGGGGUCCCCGAGGAUUUCUCUGAGCUGCUGCAGGGUGUCCUGCUGAAGAAGGAGUUUCUGGGGCAGGCCGAGCCCCUCCCCGGCAGCCCCCCGGCCUCGCUGUCGCCCCCCCAGCGCCUGGACCCCGGGGUCCUCGGCACAGACACGGCCUCCCCGCUCACCACGGCGGUGCUGCCCCCCCAGCCCACCGCCUCGGGGGGCCCCGGCUUCCUCACCACCCCCCCGGGCUCCACCGCCUCCCCCCUUCGCCUGCUGCCCCCUCCCGCAGGGGGCGACGAGGGGGGCCAUGUUGCCAUGACAACCUACGUCCCCGAGGGCGAUGAGGAAACCACGACAACGCUCAUCACUACGACGACCAUCACCACGGUGCACGCGCCCGUGCUUUGCAAUAACAACGUCUCGGAGGUGGAGGGCUACGUGGAGUCCCCGGAUUCCGCGGGGGCCGCGUCCUACGGGGGGCUGGACUGUAGCUACAGCAUCCGGGUCUACAUGGGCUACGGGGUCGAGGUGCAGGUGCAGACGCUGAACCUGUCCAAGGACGACUCCCUCACCGUGGAGGGGCUGGGCAGCGAGACGCCGGCCGUCCUGGCCAACCAGUCCCUGAUGGUGGAGGGUCAGGUGAUCCGCAGCCCGACCAAUCAGGUGCUGAUCCACUUCCAGAGCUACCACGCCACCCCCCCCAGCGUCUUCAGGUUCCACUACCAGGCCUUUCUGCUGAGCUGCGGCUUCCCCAGCCGGCCGGAGAACGGGGACGUGAGCGUCACCGACCUGCACCCGGGCGGCGCCGCCACCUUUAAGUGCGAGCUGGGCUUCCGCCUGCGGGGGGAGGAGACCCUGAUCUGCCUCAACGUCAGCCGCCCCCGCUGGAGCGGCGCCAGCCCCAGCUGCGUGGCGGCCUGCGGGGGGGCCGUGCGGAACGCCUCCCACGGGCGCAUCGUGGCCCCCGAGGGGCCGGGCGGGCGCGGCGCCAACCUGACCUGCCGCUGGCUCCUGGAGGCGCCGGACGGGCAGCGGCUCCACCUGCACUUCGAGCGCCUGGCGCUGGACGAGGACAACGACCGGCUGGUGAUCCGCAGCGGCAGCAGCCGACUCUCCCCCCUGAUCUACGACUCGGACAUGGACGACGUGCCGGAGCGCGGCCUCCUGAGCGACGCCCAGACCCUCUUCCUGGAGCUCGUGUCCGAGAGCCCCGGCGCCCCCCUCAUCCUGGGGCUGCGCUACGAGGCCUUCGACGAGGAUCGGUGCUACGAGCCGUUCCUGGCGCACGGGAACUUCAGCACGUCGGACCCGCUGUACCGGGUGGGGGCGCAGGUGGAGUUCGCCUGCAGCGCCGGGUACGUGCUGGAGCAGGGCCCAGCCACCAUCGAGUGCGUCGACCCCUCGGACCCGCAUUGGAACGAGAGCGAGCCCACCUGCAAAGCGCUGUGUGGGGGGGAGCUGUCAGACCCCGCCGGUGUGGUGCUCUCCCCCGACUGGCCCCAGAGCUAUGGCAAAGGCCAGGACUGUGUCUGGAAUAUCCGGGUGCAGGAGGAGAAGCGGGUCCUGCUGGACGUUGAAAUCCUGAACAUCCGGAAGAGCGACGUGCUGACGGUGCUGGACGGCGAGGACCUGACGGGCCGGGUGCUGGGGCAGUACAUGGGCACCCACCCCCGCUUCCGCCUCUACACCUCGGCCAGCGCCGCCACCCUGCAGUUCCAGUCGGACCCCAGUGACCCCCUCUUCGGCCUCAGCCAGGGCUUCCUCAUCCGCUUCUCUGAGGUGCCCCGGAACGACACAUGCCCAGAGCUGCCAGAGGUGGAGUUUGGCUGGCGCACGGCCUCGCACGCGGCUGCCAUCCGGGGCACGGUGCUCACCUAUCAGUGCGAACCAGGCUACGACAUCGUGGGCUCCGACAUCCUCACCUGCCAGUGGGACCUGGCCUGGAGCAACAGCCCCCCCACCUGCCAGAAGAUCGUGAACUGCGCUGACCCAGGGGAGAUCACCAACGGGAAGCGAAGCGUCUCAGACCGACGCUUCUCCAUCGGCUCCCACGUCCAGUACUUCUGCCAUGAGGGCUACGUGGUGGAGGGGAGCAGCACCCUGACCUGCUACAACCGCGACACCGGAACCCCCAAAUGGAGCGACCGCGUCCCCAAGUGUGUCCUGAAGUACGAGCCGUGUCUGAACCCCGGCGUGCCCGAGAACGGUUACCAGACGCUCUACAAGCAUCACUACCAGGCCGGCGAGUCGCUGCGUUUCUUCUGCUACGAGGGCUUCGAGCUCAUCGGGGAGGUGACCAUCACCUGCGUCCCGGGGCACCCGUCCCAAUGGACCAGCCAGCCGCCCCUCUGCAAAGUGGCGUAUGAGGAGUUACUGGACGACCGGAAGCUAGAAGGUCAUUUAAAUUACAGGCACAAGGGGCUCAUCACCCAGACGACAGACCCCUCCCACCAGAUGGAGGGGGGUAACAUCGCCCUGGCGAUCUUCCUGCCAAUCAUCCUGGUCAUUCUCCUGAUUGGUGGAAUUUAUGUCUAUUACACCAGGUUCCAGGGCAAGUCCCUGUUCGGCUUCUCGUUCUCCAGCUCCCACAGCUACAGGCCUAUCACCGUGGAGUCCGACUUCAGCAACCCGCUCUACGAGGCUGGGGACACCAGGGAAUACGAAGUGUCCAUCUGACGGGGCCGUGUCCCCCGUCCGGAGCGAGGGGGCGUCUUGCUGAAGGGAAGAGACGACGCGGGGGGGUGAAGGGGGGGCUGCGCGUGGAGGAGGGGCCAUGUCCUAUCUCUCUGCUCACGCCAUCCCAGAAUGCCUUGCUCCCCCCCACCUCCCCUCUCCUCCCACUUUGUACAUAUCCAGGUCCAUGUGCCAACGCUCACACUUUUCUGCUUCGGUAAUUAGUUCAUUAAUUUAUAACCCCGCCCCCGGUUUAUUUUAUUUAUUUAUUUAUUUAUUUAUUUAUUUAGCUGCCGACCCUACAAAAACAACUGGAUGUUGUCGGAAACCCUACACUAACAAACAAUCCCAAUCCAGUGCACACAGCCCUGCGGCUCUCAGGAGACCCUACAACGACAACCUGGAUUUCACAGGAGACCCUACAAUAACGUAGGCCCACCCUGCAGUAACCAUGCACAAAGCCCUGCGGCUUGCGGGGCCCUGUAGUAACAAAGGGGUGCAGCCGGCUUGGGGUUUGCAGGAGACCCUACAAUAAUAUAUUAGGACGCAGAGCUCUGGAGCAUGUAGCAGUCCGCCUGAGAGACCAUCCAAUAACAAACCAGGCCUUUCCCCCCCCCGCCCCCACCUUGUGACGCUGUCCUUCCCUGUAAGGAAAAAGCCAGAGGAUAUUUAUCCCCUUAAACAAUAAAUACCUUCCCGUCUUUUACACCGUAUCCCUUUAAGGGCAUUCAGGGUAGGAGGCUGUAGCUCUUUAAGGGUAAAAACAAUUCUCCGUCGCUCCUCUUCGGCAUCAAAUGCAGGCGAUGGUCACUCCUGAACUCGUCCCUUUGAGGGUAACAGAGGCAGGAGAGCAUUUAUUUUCACAAUGCUCCUUUAAGGCUAAACGUAGUUCUUAAUCAUUCCUUUAAGAGUAAAAUACUGGCCCAUAGAUACCCCUGAACCCACCCCUUUAAGGAGUCAAAAAAGAGACAGGACACUGAGUUAAACAUCAUCCCUUUAAGGCUGAAACAUAUUUACAACGGACCCUUUCCCCUUUAAGGAUUAAAACACAGGAGGAUAUUUAGUUGAACAGCAUCCCUUUAAGGAUAAAUGCAGGGGGGAUAUUUACUUCUAUAGUCACCCCUUUGAGGAUAAAAAACAGGAGGACACUUAUCUUUAAAGGGAUGUUAUUCAAAGUGUCCUCCUAUCUGUGUUAUUGUUAAAGGGCUGCGUACAGCCAUUUAUAGCCUCCUGCGUUUUGUCCUUAAAGGGACAUUGUCAAAAUGAAAUGAUGGGAGACAGUGACAUUGCCUUUAACGAGUGACAUGUAGGAGGAUACAUAUUCCUCUGCUACGUCCCUUUAAAUGCCUUUCACCCCGGGGGGGGGGGGGGGGGGAGGAAUCCUCUUUUCCCUGACACACCUGGGUCCCUGGUGGCUGACCCUGGGGGAGGAGCUGCUGGGGGGGUUAGGCCCCUCCCCCUCCCCCCUUUCCACCCCCUCCCCCCAUUGUCCUGUUUUUCCAUUCGCUUUUAUUUUGGAGCAAUAAAUAAACUGCACCAUUUGUAAAA